AUGAGAGGAUAUUCUCGCAGUAGUGAGAUUGCGUCAAUCAUUACUGGAGUCCUCAGUGUUGCCCAGACACUCAAACACUUCUCACUGAUUUGUCUCUCCAUCAUUCGUCUAUCUACAAGUGCAAGUACAACUCCCGGUAGAUGUCUCUCUCCACAGCCACCUCCACCGCAUCACGGCAUCACCACAUGGACCAAGCCCAAGUCUCAGUACCCCAUCUCAACCUACGCAUCGUGCCCCGUCUCCGUGCCGGCAUGGCAGUGUCUGCCUGUCUGCACGCACAUGUCUUCCCAGCAGGGCCAUAAGCUCAAGUUUGACCUUUCGUAUGACUUCCAAUGGCUGUACGUAUCCAAUCUCCUACAUGCACUACUAUGUGCACCAUCGCCGCAUUUCCCUAUGCUGGCACGCACCCGCGAAUGUGGUAGCCAGGUUACAUUUGUCCGCCCGCCCGCCCGCCUGCGAUGUGACUUGAACUUUUUUCUGUCCAACACUGCUCGGCACACCGCUGCUUGUCCAUACUGGAGAACGCUCAAGGUGGGAGAAUCGCGGUGUGGUUGGAAAUUGGAUCUGAUGCGGAUGAUGAUGAAUAGUGAUCGACCGGAUUGUUACCUACCUCCGAGCUUUGCUGCGUUGCCUUUGGGGGAGACGUUUCCCAAGCCUGUGGUCAGCCACCGGGGGGGCCUUUUGUCAAACAGCACUGCAGGCAGGAGCUACUUCGGCGCUCAGUGCAAGUCAGUGGCAUGGCGCUUAUGGCUUGGGGACAAGCAGGAGGCCUAG
Messenger RNA from Neurospora hispaniola, 774 nucleotides. RefSeq lists its product as uncharacterized. The transcript has 4 exons. NCBI's taxonomy places the organism in Eukaryota, Fungi, Ascomycota, Sordariomycetes, Sordariales, Sordariaceae. The record is from RefSeq and is a predicted model, not a curated record. The coding region runs from base 1 to 774 and encodes 257 amino acids.